Enhydra lutris kenyoni (northern sea otter) is the source of this 2891-nucleotide messenger RNA. Its product is annotated as neural cell adhesion molecule 1. Gene Ontology annotation, molecular function: protein binding. Gene Ontology annotation, cellular component: membrane. The transcript is spliced from 18 exons. Bases 210 to 2750 code for a protein of 846 amino acids. The record is from RefSeq and is a predicted model, not a curated record. NCBI's taxonomy places the organism in Eukaryota, Metazoa, Chordata, Mammalia, Carnivora, Mustelidae. Gene Ontology annotation, biological process: cell adhesion.
CUGAGGCUGGGACUGUCACUCAUUCUCCGAUCAGCGCGUGAACGCAGCUCGGCAGCCGCUGGCAGGAAACAAUUCUGCAAAAAUAAUCAUACUCAGCCUGGCAAUUGUCUGCCCCUAGGUCUGUUGCUCUGCUGCCGUCCACACUCUGCAAGGGGGGGGGGCACAGAAUUUACCGCGGCAAGAACAUCCCUCCCAGCCAGCAGAUUACAAUGCUGCAAACUAAGGAUCUCAUCUGGACUUUGUUUUUCCUGGGAACUGCAGUUUCUCUGCAGGUGGAUAUCGUCCCCAGCCAAGGAGAAAUCAGCGUUGGAGAAUCCAAAUUCUUCUUAUGCCAAGUGGCAGGAGAUGCCAAAGACAAAGACAUCUCCUGGUUCUCCCCCAAUGGAGAGAAGCUCACCCCGAACCAGCAGCGGAUCUCCGUGGUGUGGAACGACGACUCCUCCUCCACGCUCACCAUCUACAACGCCAACAUUGACGACGCUGGCAUUUACAAGUGUGUGGUCACUGGCGAGGAUGGCAGCGAGUCAGAGGCCACGGUCAAUGUGAAGAUCUUCCAGAAGCUCAUGUUCAAGAAUGCACCAACCCCACAAGAGUUCAGGGAGGGGGAAGAUGCCGUGAUCGUGUGUGAUGUGGUCAGCUCCCUCCCUCCGACCAUCAUCUGGAAACACAAAGGCCGAGAUGUCGUCCUGACGAAAGACGUCCGAUUCAUAGUCCUGUCCAACAACUACCUGCAGAUCCGGGACAUCAAGAAAACAGAUGAGGGCACUUAUCGCUGCGAGGGCAGGAUCCUGGCACGGGGGGAGAUCAACUUCAAGGACAUUCAGGUCAUUGUGAACGUGCCGCCCACCGUCCAGGCCAGGCAGAGCAUCGUGAAUGCCACCGCCAACCUCAGCCAGUCCGUCACCCUGGUGUGCGACGCCAAAGGCUUCCCAGAACCCACCAUGAGCUGGACAAAGGACGGGGAACAGAUAGAGAACGAGGAAGACGAGAAGUAUAUCUUCAGCGAUGACAGUUCCGAGCUGACCAUCAGGAAGGUGGACAAGAGUGACGAGGCGGAGUACGUGUGCAUCGCCGAGAAUAAGGCCGGAGAGCAGGAUGCGUCCAUCCACCUCAAAGUCUUCGCAAAACCCAAAAUCACCUAUGUAGAGAACCAGACCGCGAUGGAGCUAGAGGAACAAGUCACUCUGACCUGCGAAGCCUCGGGAGACCCCAUUCCCACCAUCACCUGGAGGACCUCUACCCGGAACAUCAGCAGCGAAGAAAAGACUCUGGACGGGCACUUGGUGGUGCACAGCCACGCCCGCGUGUCGUCCCUCACCCUGAAGAGCAUCCAGUACACGGACGCGGGAGAGUACGUCUGCACGGCCAGCAACACCAUCGGCCAGGACUCCCAGUCCAUGUACCUGGAAGUGCAGUAUGCCCCCAAGCUGCAGGGCCCCGUGGCCGUGUACACGUGGGAGGGGAACCAGGUGAACAUCACAUGCGAGGUAUUUGCCUACCCCAGUGCCACCAUCUCGUGGUUUCGAGACGGUCAGCUGCUACCGAGCUCCAACUACAGCAAUAUCAAGAUCUACAACACCCCUUCCGCCAGCUAUCUGGAGGUGACCCCAGAUUCCGAAAACGAUUUCGGAAAUUACAACUGUACUGCAGUGAACCGCAUUGGGCAGGAGUCUUUGGAGUUCAUCCUCGUCCAAGCAGACACCCCAUCUUCGCCGUCCAUCGACCAGGUGGAGCCAUACUCUAGCACAGCACAGGUGCAGUUUGAUGAGCCCGAGGCCACUGGUGGGGUGCCCAUCCUCAAAUACAAGGCGGAGUGGAGAGCCGUGGGCGAGGAAGUGUGGCAUUUCAAGUGGUAUGAUGCCAAAGAAGCCAGCAUGGAAGGCAUCGUCACCAUCGUGGGCUUGAAGCCUGAGACCACAUACGCCGUGCGGCUGGCAGCCCUCAACGGCAAGGGUCUGGGUGAGAUCAGCACAGCCUCCGAGUUCAAGACACAGCCAGUCCGUGAACCCAGCGCACCUAAGCUCGAAGGGCAGAUGGGAGAGGACGGAAACUCCAUUAAGGUGAACCUGAUCAAGCAGGAUGACGGUGGCUCCCCCAUCAGGCACUACCUGGUCAAGUACCGAGCGCUCUCCUCCGAGUGGAAACCAGAGAUCCGACUCCCGUCUGGCAGUGACCACGUCAUGCUCAAGUCCCUGGAAUGGAAUGCGGAGUAUGAGGUCUACGUGGUGGCUGAGAACCAGCAGGGGAAGUCCAAGGCGGCUCACUUUGUGUUCAGGACCUCGGCCCAGCCCACGGCCAUCCCAGCCAACGGCAGCCCCACAUCAGGCCUGAGCACUGGGGCCAUCGUGGGCAUCCUCAUUGUCAUCUUUGUCCUGCUCCUGGUGGCGGUGGACGUCACCUGCUACUUCCUGAACAAGUGCGGCCUGCUCAUGUGCAUCGCUGUCAACCUGUGCGGAAAGGCGGGGCCCGGAGCCAAGGGCAAGGACAUGGAGGAGGGCAAAGCCGCCUUCUCGAAAGAUGAGUCCAAGGAGCCCAUCGUGGAGGUGCGGACCGAGGAGGAGCGGACCCCAAACCAUGACGGAGGGAAACACACGGAGCCCAACGAGACCACACCGCUGACAGAGCCCGAGAAGGGCCCAGUAGAAGCAAAGUCGGAGUGCCAGGAGACAGAAACGAAGCCAGCGCCCGCCGAAGUCAAGACGGUCCCCAACGACGCCACACAAACAAAGGAGAACGAGAGCAAAGCAUGAUGGGUGACAAGAAAUGAGCAGAUCAAAGUAAAAAGUGACACCACAGCUUCACCAGAGCAUUCCCAAUAUCUCACACAUGCACACACACGCACACACACACAUCUCAUUCCUCUAGUGUCUUUUGCCUUUAAAAAAAAAAAA